CUUAACAAUAACGCAACAAAACUGCUAAAGAUGCCUGCAGAGAAACGCAAAAAUGAUGAAGAUGAAAUAUAUCACAAGAAAUUGCUUAAGGACAACUCCAAUAGUUCAUCCGAAGAGAGCAUUUCGUCAAAAAGUAUUUUCGCACAAUGUUUGGUGACUGGAGCGGUGAUGCUGAGUUCUGCGAGCUGCGGAAUGCCGACGGGCUAUUCGGCAAUUUUAUUGCCGCAAUUAAAGUCGACGAACGGCACUUUACAGAUUGAUGAUAAUAUCGGAUCUUGGAUAGCAAGCGUACAUUCCGCGUCCACUCCAUUAGGAUCUCUCCUGAGUGCGGUGCUAAUGGAAAAAGUUGGAAGGAAACUAACGUUGCAAGUGUCCGCAGUUCCUCUGAUCGUCGGAUGGCUCCUAAUUGCCUUCGCUCAAAGCCACAACGCCAUCCUUCUUGGCAGACUGAUAGCAGGAAUGUCGGCAGGAUUGACUGCAGCCCCAGGACAAGUCUUAAUUGGUGAGAUUUCCGAGCCGCACGUGCGUGGCAUCUUCACGAGCGUCCCAUUUGCCAGCUACUCCUUCGGCAUCCUUCUGGUGUACGCAUUGGGAUCAUGGUUUGACUGGAGAUUAGUUGCGGGGUCCAGCACUCUACUUCCGCUCAUCGCUGCGACAUUGUUCUUUGUACUUCCUGAAAGUCCGGUCUGGCUGGUGAAGAAAAACCGAGAUGAAGAUGCGAAACGUGCGUUGGUUUGGCUGCGAGGCGGAAACAAUAUUCAGGCGAAACAAGAACUGCAGCAGCUCGUAUCACGCAUUGACAGUCAACAGAAUCCGGGCAAUAGUAAAUCGGCGUGGAAGCAGAUGCUCGAACCGCGCGUCAUAAAGCCUUUCAUCAUCCUCAACAUCUUCAACAUCAUGCAGAUCUUCUCCGGCACGUACUUGAUCGUUUUCUACGCAGUAGAUAUCCUUUCGAACAUCAGUGGAGGCGAGAUUGAUCAUUUCCUGGCUGCCGUUCUUACAGCUUGCGUUCGGUUCAUCUUCACUAUCGUUGCGAGUAUCCUACUAGCGUUUGUUGGAAGACGAACUCUAGCCUUGGCCUCUGGUAUAGGUACAGGAAUAUCCGCACUUUGUCUUGGCACGUUCCUCUAUUUUCAAGCCGACUGCUCUGGGUCCGGUUACUUUGCAGCUUUCUGCGUUUUGAUUUAUGUUGCUGCAAACACUAUUGGCUUCAUGAUUCUUCCUGGGGUUUUGCUUGGAGAAUUGUAUCCUGCGAAUAUACGCGGUUUUAUUGGUGGAUUGACUUUUACUAGUUUCAAUUUUAUACUUUUUGUGAUUACCAAAGUCUUUCCGCUCAUUAGGGAUUUGAUUGGGGUGCACGGAGUUUUCUGGGUCUUCAGUUUAUCUUCUUUCUUUGCUAGUAUAUUUUUAUAUCUGAUGCUGCCGGAAACUAAAGGCAAAACGCUGGAGGAAAUCGAAGAUUACUUUGGACAAAAGAACAUCCUCUGGGUUGUGAACAAUAAUAAAUCGUCUAAAUUACCAAACGCUUAGAUUUAAGUUAAUUAUGUGAUCAUAUUUAUAGAUUAGUCCAGUAGAUAUCUAGUUUUAAU
Molecule: messenger RNA, 1589 nt
Organism: Nicrophorus vespilloides
Lineage: Eukaryota; Metazoa; Arthropoda; Insecta; Coleoptera; Silphidae
Gene: pippin
Product: facilitated trehalose transporter Tret1
Exons: 7
Coding region: 31-1530 (499 amino acids)
Biological process (GO): transmembrane transport
Cellular component (GO): membrane
Molecular function (GO): transmembrane transporter activity
Source: RefSeq, a predicted model, not a curated record